AUGACACCUGAGCAAGUGAAAAACUGGAUCAAAUUCAGUGAUUGUGUUUUUAAUGAUAUUACACAUAAGACAAAUCACUAUGAGAUAGCUUUGUCGUUUUUUAUAGGGUUUGAUCAGAACAGGCAAAAUAUUAUACUUGCACAGGGUUUACUUUCAGAUGAGACUCAAUCUUCUUAUGUUUGGAUGUUUAGACAUAUAGUUGAGGCUACCAAUAUAUAUCUGACUGUUAUUUUAACUGAUUCUAAUCUGGCAGUUGAUGCCAUGAUAAAAGAA
Messenger RNA from Scutellospora calospora, 273 nucleotides. NCBI's taxonomy places the organism in Eukaryota, Fungi, Glomeromycota, Glomeromycetes, Diversisporales, Gigasporaceae. The record is from the annotation of a GenBank genome assembly.